GGCUGUUACGCCACAGGAAGGGUGGAGACUUACUUUUAUUCCACUAUAAUUCACCUGUGGUUUCGCCGAAGUCGUCCAGCCACGACUUCACCGCUGCCCACGAAGGAGGCUCCCAGGCUGUCAGGUUACGCUCGGUGCGGCUCGAGCGCCCUGCACACAGCUCCAGCGGCGGCAGGCUCCGGGGCCGGGCAGCGAAGGGCGGCACGGGAGGCUCGGGCAGCGCUUCGCCCCGCGCGGCGGGCCGGCCGCACGUGGCAGGGGCAUGCGGCUGUGCGACAGGAGCCCCCCGGCGGUGCGGCGCCGCGGCGCGGUGGUGCUCGGCUCCCUGCUGCUGGCCGCCGCUGUGGCGCUGCGCAGCGUCAGCCGGUCCUGCCCCGCCGACCACCCCCGCUGCCGCCGGGCUCUGGAGCUCACCCCCGACAGAAGGAUCAACUGCUCCGGGGUUGUGCACGGGGACGAGAGAGCUAUCCAGCAGGCCCGGCUCAGUAACUUGGAGACUGCCAACAAAAGGGCUUCCCUGACGCCCGACCAAUACCUGAACAUGACGAGGGACUGCAGCAGCUUCAAGGAGACCCGGCGGUUUAUCGAAUUCCCCCUGAGUCAAGAGGAGGCAGAGUUCCCAAUCGCUUACUCCAUGGUCAUCCACAACAAAAUCGAGAUGUUUGAGCGGCUUCUGCGGUCCCUCUAUGCUCCGCAAAAUAUCUACUGCAUCCACAUUGAUAGCAAGGCCCCAGCUGCCUUCCAAGAGGCUGUACGGGCAAUAGCAGCUUGCUUCCCCAAUGUCUUUGUGGCCAGCCGCCUGGAAAAGGUGGUCUAUGCCUCCUGGUCCCGGGUGCAGGCCGACCUCAACUGCAUGCAGGACUUGUUGCAGAGCCCCGUGCCCUGGCGCUACCUCCUCAACACAUGUGGCACCGACUUUCCCAUCAAGACCAACGCCGAGAUCAUUCGUGCCCUAAGCGUCCUACAAGGACAGAAUAGCAUGGAGUCAGAGAAGCCCUCUGCCCUCAAACAGGAGCGCUGGCAAUACCACCAUGAAGUGUCAGAGUUCAUCUCCCGGACAGCCACAAAGAAAGCACCGCCACCCCACAACCAUCCCAUGUUCACGGGCAGCGCGUACAUCCUGGUCACACGGGCCUUCGUGCAGCACGUUCUCCAGAACCCCACAGCACAGAAGUUCCUCGAGUGGGCCAAGGACACCUACAGCCCCGAUGAGCACGUUUGGGCCACCCUCAACCGCAUGCCCGGCGUGCCAGGCGCCAUGCCUCAGAGUGACAAGUAUCAGCUCUCAGACAUGAAUGCCCUACCUCGCCUUGUCAAGUGGCAGUACAUGGAGGGCGACAUCAGCAAGGGCGCGCCCUACCCGCCCUGCACCGGCCAGCACCAGCGCGCCGUCUGCAUCUACGGAGCGGGCGACGUGUCCUGGAUGCUCCAGCAGCACCACCUCUUGGCCAACAAGGUCGACCCCCAGGUGGACGAUGCCGCCAUCCAGUGUCUGGAGGAACACCUGCGCCACAAGGCCUUGUACGGCCAGGGUCUCUGACGGGGCGCCACGGAGACCCCCACGUUCCCCAGGCGAAUGGGCCCGGCGGGGCCGCUGAGGCGGCGAGACUCGCGCCGUGAGGCGGGACGGGCGCAGAGGAAGCUCCGCGGCGCGGGAAGGCUCCGGCGCCUGAGAGGACGCGCGCGAGGCAGCUACGGGCGGGAAGGGUGGGCCGGGGGCGCGCCUCAGCGGGGCCUGGCUGAGCGAAGGUCCGCGGCUGAGAGACUCGAGGGCUCAAGCCCCGCCGCCGCCGCCUCCACACCCAGGGGUUUCUCCUCAGAGACAGCAGGGUGCGGCGCGGUAUCCCCCUCGGCACGCCAGGAGGCUUUCGAACAGACUGCCUCAAAGAGGUGAGGGUAGUUCACCUCCCCCUUCUGUUCACAAGCAACCCCAGAAGUCUUGUGGGAAUAAGUCCACAUCCUGCUACAAGCAGAGCUGAAACUGUAAUUAAUUUGCUUUUGCACAAAGCAGGUGGCAGGCCACCUGCGCCUGGCACCUGCUGCACUGCUUACUUCAACAUCUGCUGCUGUGGCUGCUAAAGUUCACUUUCUGUCAACAGCCACAACAAAAAGGUCAAUAAAUUCAAACAGACUACACGAAAUGGCUUUCUGUGUGUGUUCCAGAGCCAUCAAACCAACUCACCCCUCA
Pogoniulus pusillus (Red-fronted tinkerbird) is the source of this 2188-nucleotide messenger RNA. RefSeq names its product glucosaminyl (N-acetyl) transferase 3, mucin type (gene GCNT3). NCBI's taxonomy places the organism in Eukaryota, Metazoa, Chordata, Aves, Piciformes, Lybiidae. The record is from RefSeq and is a predicted model, not a curated record. The coding region runs from base 263 to 1540 and encodes 425 amino acids. The transcript has a single exon. Gene Ontology annotation, cellular component: membrane. Gene Ontology annotation, molecular function: acetylglucosaminyltransferase activity.